AUGAGUUAUGUUUCUCCCUGGCUGGCAGACAAAUCAACCAUAGUUGAUGAAGCAGUAAACUACAUCAAGAAACUUCAAGAAACCCUCGAAAAGCUUCAGAAACAAAAGCUCGAUAAACUCCACAAUACUAAUAAUCAGGUAAUCACCCGCAUUAAUUACGACCCGCCAUCACUAAUCACACAACAAAACUUUGGAAUCCACCAAUCGAGGGAGGCCUUUCUAGCCGAGAUGGGAUCGACGAGCAGUACGUCGGCUGUCACUUUAGCAAGCCCUCCAAUUAAUCAGCUAUUUUCAGGACCGGAAUUAUCGGCUAUUUUCAAGACAUGGACUUCUGCGAAUGUGGUGUUGAAUGUGUGUUGGAAAGACGCGCAUUUCAGCGUGUGCGGAUCGAAGAAGCCCGGUUUGUUCACUGCUAUAUGCUUUGUGAUGGAGAAGCAUAAAUUAGAUGUGGUUUCCGCUCAAGUCUCGUCGGAUCGAAAUCGAUGCAUGUACAUGAUUCAUGCGCGGGCAAAUGGAGGAUCAGACCAGUUCCAACAGGCAUUUUCAGUUGAAGAAAUAUAUAAGCAAGCAGCAGCAGAAAUAAUGUUGUGGGUCAAUUCCUAA
Messenger RNA from Erythranthe guttata (spotted monkey flower), 603 nucleotides. Lineage: Eukaryota; Viridiplantae; Streptophyta; Magnoliopsida; Lamiales; Phrymaceae. The record is from RefSeq and is a predicted model, not a curated record.